Messenger RNA from Eruca vesicaria subsp. sativa (arugula), 249 nucleotides. NCBI's taxonomy places the organism in Eukaryota, Viridiplantae, Streptophyta, Magnoliopsida, Brassicales, Brassicaceae. The record is from the annotation of a GenBank genome assembly.
AUGGUGGUGGUGGGGAUUUUACUGGAGGAGGAGGUGAGUGGUAGUAAUAUGGUGGUGGUGGAGAUUUUACCGGAGGAGGAGGUGAGUGAUAGUAGUAUGGUGGAGGAGGAGAUUUCACUGGUGGAGGUGGUGAGUGAUAGUAGUAUGGUGGAGGAGGAGAUUUCACUGGUGGAGGUGGUGAGUGGUAGUAGUACGGUGGAGGAGGAGAUUUCACCGGAGGAGGUGGGGAGUGGGGGUGGUGAGUGGUAA